CAUCCAUGAACAUCAAGUACCAACUUCAGGGCAGGCAGUACACAACAGAUGAUUUUGUUUUGUUUCUCGCCAAGGAGACCUCACGCCUUGUGUUGGCAGUGUCUCCUUUUCUACGGUUAUGCAGUCAUGCUGAGUCAUGCGCGCAGCUCAGCGAACAUAGCCAAGUUCUACAAGAAGCCACCACGGCACCAACGAAGAACACCCAUUUGAACAGGCAGUAGAAGCCAACGUUGGUAGAAGCAGUAGAAGGCUUCCACGGGCUGAUGUAUGAGAAAGAGCGCUUUCUCUAUGGGGCUGCCGUGGCAUCGCAUCGUCAUCAUCAUCAAUACGGUUUUCUGUUGUCACGUGACCUAUACGAAUUAGUAAGCGGAAAGGUUGAACAGGUUAAACGUGGUGAUAUCUGUAGCUGUGAGUAUCCUAUUGAACUAGUUGACGAGUUGCUGCGGCAGAUGCCCGUGAACAUGGCGUGCGAUAAGGAGCUGUCGGAGGCGUUUGAAAGAGCACUCAGACUAUCUUCGAAAGUGAAGGAUGAUACCAAUUUUUUGACACCUCAGAAGCGUCCGUUGCAGGGUCGUCAUUGCUGGUCAUCUGCUCGGCGGCGGCCCUCCUUUCUAAAUAGCUCCAGCAGUGAAGAUGAAUUGGCAACGUCUGUGGAGAGGAAGCCAUCUGUUCCAUCACGUGUUAUGACACCAUGCGCCACGGAAAAGGCACUACUGGAUGAGGACACCUGGUUCCUCGAAUCGCUGUCUAAUAACACACCUCUGGACAAGUGUCGCCCUGACACACUCAAAUUUAGGCAGCGAUUCGAUGACUCUCGGGAGGAGCUCGCCAGUGCCCUUUUUUUACUUUUUAACAGGGAGGUCUUUGCUCACAAGCUUCCUCCGGGGGAAAUUUCCUGGAACAGCCGGUUGACGUCAACAGCGGGCCGAUGUUUCUAUUUGGCUGAUAACAACUACCGAGUGGAGCUCUCAGCAAAGAUUCUCCGUAGUGCCGAACACACAAGAGACACUCUAUUGCAUGAACUGUGCCAUGCGGCAGUUUGGUGCGUGCAUAAUUGCAAGCGAGAGGGCCAUGGUACAUUGUGGAAGUUCUGGGUGAGUCGUGCUGCCCGAAGAUUUCCAAAGCUUCCCCCUGUUGAAAGAUGUCACGACUACAAGUCGUCACGAUCAAGGAAACUUACCUUCAAUUGAUGUCCAUGCUGCCUGUAAUGUAUAUUUAUCUUCUCAUUUAGCAGCACAGGACACCAGACAGCAAUACAAUAUUGAUGUACAUAAACUGCCAAAGACAACACAGGCCAUGUACAAUUUUGAAUAUGUACCGCUUAUAAAUAUGACCAAUAAAUUGACAAGGCAACUGGUUGCCACAC
Dermacentor silvarum is the source of this 1366-nucleotide messenger RNA. Its product is annotated as germ cell nuclear acidic protein-like. Gene Ontology annotation, cellular component: nucleus. The record is from RefSeq and is a predicted model, not a curated record. Lineage: Eukaryota; Metazoa; Arthropoda; Arachnida; Ixodida; Ixodidae. The coding region runs from base 264 to 1190 and encodes 308 amino acids. The transcript is spliced from 6 exons.